AUGGAGGUAUAUGGAAAAUCUGCGAAUGUUAUUUAUCUGUCGAGUAUUUUGGGCCGAGAUAGUCCAUUUCCCGGUCACAAAUGCGACUGGAAAUGCAAAAACGAACAUGUUUGCGGAAACAUGUAUCGCUGCAAUUUAACAGGGCUGACUCAUAUCUGUGAUAAGAAUUGUAACCAGAGAAUUCUGUAUGAUAAUCACAGCUCUCGUUGCCGAGCUAGUGGACAGAUUUUCCCGCUUACACCAACAGAGGAACAAGCCGUGCGAGGUGUUCGAAGGAAGCUUGAUGGAGAGACUACGCCAAUGGCAACGGAUGGAUGUAGUUUUAAGCGGAGACGGGAUGCACAGUUUAAUUCUCCGUUUGAGAAGUCUUUUUCUGCUGUUAGUCCUAUCUGCAGCCAAAUUGGAGAUGGCAUGGAUAUGAGCUAG
Messenger RNA from Vicia faba (fava bean), 426 nucleotides. NCBI's taxonomy places the organism in Eukaryota, Viridiplantae, Streptophyta, Magnoliopsida, Fabales, Fabaceae. The record is from the annotation of a GenBank genome assembly.